AUAAGAAUUAGAUUGAGCUGUAAGUGAGCAUUGAUUCAAGGACUUUGUGUCGAAGUAGCAACUUAGCGAAUUGCUGUCUUCUGUCUUAGCUCUUUCAGCUUCAGGUCAAUCCUCAUCUUCUUCAACUCCCCAAGUAUGGCUUUGAGAGGUGUGUGGCAGCUCAAAAAACUGAUUGUGAGCUAUUCUGAUUGGGGAGGAAGCAGUAGGGGAAUCAGGUCAUUCAUGGAGUCACAUCUACCUGCCUUUAAGGAGAAGAAUCCUCAGCUUGAGGUGGUUAUUGAACACAUCCGUGGUCAGCAUCCUCAUUUGAAGGGCUUAUACAAUAACCAAAAUGAAAGGGUUGUAUGUGUGAAGAAUAUGGAUCCAGAAGAAGUUCUUCAAUGUGCCACCAGGCUAAGGAAUUCACUCGGGAGAAAAGUGGUGAAACUGAGGACUAGACAUGUUACCAAACAUCCAAGCGUGCAAGGUACCUGGACAACCGACAUCAAAUUUUGAGCAGGAUAUAAUUUUGCAAGAAGUUUCUUCUGGUGUGUUUCAAAGCAGUUUCAUGCUAAAUUCAGAAUCACAGCACGUGGUUAAAUACUCUUGUUUGACACGGUAAUGAUGAUAUGUUUGAUCAAAUAAUUUCCCUGGUUCAAAUUUUACUCACUACCCUGUAGUUCUAUUAAAAGAAAAGGUUUAAGUAACUUUGUUUCAUUGUA
This is a messenger RNA of Argentina anserina (silverweed cinquefoil), 701 nucleotides long. Its product is annotated as 54S ribosomal protein L51, mitochondrial. The transcript is spliced from 4 exons. Gene Ontology annotation, cellular component: mitochondrial large ribosomal subunit. The coding region runs from base 136 to 495 and encodes 119 amino acids. The record is from RefSeq and is a predicted model, not a curated record. Gene Ontology annotation, biological process: mitochondrial translation. Lineage: Eukaryota; Viridiplantae; Streptophyta; Magnoliopsida; Rosales; Rosaceae. Gene Ontology annotation, molecular function: structural constituent of ribosome.